AUGGCACCGUCCAUGCUCGAGCCAACUACCGCCAAUAAUGACGGGGCCUUGUCAUUGCACUCUCUCACUGCAGAAUACGAUGAUACACUUCGCUUCUACCUCAAUGGGACAAAGGUCCAAUUGGACGCCGUCGAUCCUGAGAUUACACUGCUAGAAUAUCUGAGAGGCAUAGGUUUGACUGGCACAAAAUUAGGAUGCGCAGAAGGUGGAUGCGGGGCUUGCACAGUCGUUGUAUCGCAGUUGAAUCCUACAACUGGCAAGAUAUACCAUGCCUCAAUAAAUGCCUGUCUGGCUCCUCUGGUCAGUGUCGAUGGAAAGCAUGUGAUAACUGUCGAGGGCAUUGGCAAUGCUAAAAGCCCGCAUCCUGCACAACAACGCAUCGCUAUGGCCAGUGGAAGCCAAUGUGGAUUCUGUACACCUGGGAUUGUCAUGAGCCUCUACGCUCUGUUGAGGAAUACUGGGCCUGACGCGAGCGAGACCGAGGUGGAAGAAGCCUUCGAUGGCAACUUAUGUCGUUGCACUGGUUACAGACCUAUCUUGGAUGCAGCUCAAAGCUUCAACAAAUCGUGUGGCAAAUCACUUGCUAAUGGCGGAUCGGGUUGCUGUAUGGAGAAUGGUGGUGGAUGUAAUGGAGCAAAUGGCGUUGCGGAUACUACUGCAGAGAAGAAAUUCACACCUCCAGCAUUUAUUCACUACGACAAGUCCACGGAGUUGAUUCAUCCUCCUGCUCUAAACAAGCAUCAAUUCAGACCUCUGGCUUUCGGAAAUAAGAGAAAGAAAUGGUAUCGUCCGGUCACUCUUCAGCAACUCUUGGAGAUCAAGCAUGCUCAUCCAGGUGCGAAAUUGAUCGGCGGUAGCACUGAAACCCAGAUCGAGGUCAAGUUCAAGGCAAUGCAAUAUCCUGCCUCGGUAUACGUUGGUGAUAUUGCGGAGUUGCGUAAAUAUUCUUUGCAUGAUGACUAUCUGGAGAUCGGCGGCAAUGUGGCGCUGACUGACCUCGAAAACAUCUGUGAUGAAGCUGUUGAGCACUAUGGCCCAGCGCAAUCUCAGCCAUUCGUUGCUAUCAAAAAGGCGAUCAGAUAUUUCGCUGGUCGACAAAUUCGUAAUGUUGGCACUCCAGCUGGCAAUCUCGCAACGGCAUCCCCGAUCUCUGAUCUCAAUCCGGUAUUUGUUGCUACAAACUCGACCCUGAUAACCAAAUCGCUGAAAAAAACGACUGAAAUUCCUAUGUCAGGCUUCUUCAAGCGCUAUCGGGUCACAGCAUUGCCCGAAGAUGCCAUCAUCGCCGCAAUGAGAAUACCAAUCGCCAGCGAAAAAGGUGAAUACGUGAGAAGUUACAAGCAGUCAAAGAGGAAAGAUGACGACAUAGCCAUCGUUAACGCCUGCCUGAGAGUUGCUCUCAACGAUUCUUACAAAGUAAAAGACGCAAAUCUAGUUUACGGUGGCAUGGCUCCUACCACCAUCCAGGCAAAGAAUGCCACCGAAUACAUUGUUGGAAAGACAUUUACCGACCCCCAGACGCUUGAGGGAGUUAUGAAUGCUCUGGAGAAGGAUUUCGAUUUACCAUUUGGCGUACCUGGUGGCAUGGCAACGUACAGAAAAUCCCUUGCUAUCGGAUUUUUCUACCGCUUCUACCAGGAUGUUCUGCUGAGUAUCGAAAAAACCAGUCAAGCCGCUGACAAAGGAGUCAUCGAGGAGAUUGAGAGGCAGAUUUCUAGUGGAAACAAGGAUCUCGAGAGCUCUGUUGCCUAUUCCCAGAAUAUCCUAGGAAAAGCAAACCCUCAUGUUGCAGCCUUGAAGCAAUGUACAGGUGAAGCUCAGUACACGGAUGAUAUCCCUCUCCAAAAGAAUGAACUUUACGGAUGUCUAGUUCUAUCCUCAAAGGCUCAUGCAAAGCUGCUCAGUGUUGAUGCCAGUCCUGCACUAGAGCUGCCGGGUGUAGUCAAUUGGGUUGAUAGGAAUGACGUUAGCAAGGAAGGCAAUUGGUGGGGUGCUCCUGUCUGUGAUGAAGUCUUCUUUGCCGAAGAUGAAGUUUUCACAGCUGGUCAACCUAUCGGAAUGGUCUUAGCCAGCACAGCCACCCAAGCUGAAGCUGGGGCACGAGCGGUUCUCGUCGAGUAUCAAGAACUACCUGCAAUUUACACAAUCGAGGAAGCUAUCGAGAAGCAAAGCUUUUUCGAGCAUUAUCGGUACAUCCGAAAAGGAGAUGUAGAAGAGGCGUUCAAGGACUGUGACCACGUGAUCGAAGGCACGACACGAAUGGGUGGCCAAGAGCACUUCUAUCUUGAGACCAAUGCUGCGUUAGCGAUCCCCAAGCCUGAAGAUGGCGAGAUGGAAAUCUGGAGCAGUACUCAAAAUCCCACAGAGACGCAGGCAUAUGUGGCGAAAGCACUCGGUGUGCAAUCCAACAAGAUCGUGUCCAAAGUCAAACGACUCGGUGGUGGGUUUGGUGGCAAGGAGACGAGAUCGAUCCAGCUAUCAACAAUCUGCGCAAUCGCGGCCAACAAAGUUCGUCGUCCAGUUCGAUGCAUGCUGAACCGAGAUGAAGACAUCAUGACAUCCGGCCAACGCCAUCCUUUCCUAGGUAUCUGGAAAGUUGGCGUCAACAAAGACGGCAAACUCAAGGCUCUCAAGGCCAACCUCUUCAACAAUGCUGGUUGGUCGCAGGAUCUCUCUGCAGCAGUCGUUGACCGUGCUCUAUCCCACAUUGACGGAUGCUACAAUAUCCCCAAUGUGGACGUCGAUGGCCGGUUGUGUAAGACCAACACUGUUUCCAACAGUGCGUUCCGUGGCUUUGGUGGGCCACAAGGCAUGUUCAUUGGCGAAUCCAUCGUGGAAGAGGUUGCGGACCAUAUCAACAUCCCCGUGGAGAAACUUCGUGAAAUCAAUUUCUACAAGGCUGGCGAGGAAACCCACUUCCAUCAAGCCCUGGAAGACUGGUACGUCCCCUUGAUGUACAAACAGGUGCAAGAAUCUUCCGACUACGCCGCUCGCCGGAAGGCAGUCGAUGAAUUCAACGCGACGCACAAAUGGCAGAAGAAAGGGCUGUCAAUCAUCCCGACCAAGUUCGGUAUCUCCUUCACAGCCCUCUUCCUCAACCAAGCCGGUGCCCUUGUGCAUGUCUAUCACGACGGCUCUAUAUUAGUCGCACACGGCGGAACCGAAAUGGGACAAGGGCUACACACCAAGAUCUGCAUGAUUGUGGCGGAAGCGCUCCAAGUGCCUCUAUCCGACGUGCACAUCUCGGAGACAGCAACCAACACCGUGGCCAACACUUCCUCCACCGCGGCAUCAGCCUCGUCCGACCUCAACGGCUACGCAGCGUUCAAUGCAUGCAAGCAGAUUAACGAACGCCUGGCCCCUUACCGAGAGAAACUCGGACCGAAGGCCACGAUGAAACAGCUAGCACACGCAGCAUACUUCGACCGAGUCAAUCUCUCCGCCAACGGAUUCUACCGCACCCCAGAGAUCGGCUAUGUCUGGGGACCCAACCCAUCGGAUCCAUCGCAGGAGAACACCGGCAAGAUGUUCUUCUACUUCACGCAGGGUGUGACAGCCAGCGAAGUGCUGAUCGACACGCUGACGGGCGACUGGACGUGCCUGCGCAGCGACAUCAAGAUGGACGUCGGCCACUCCAUCAACCCGGCCAUCGACUACGGCCAGAUCGAGGGUGCCUAUGUGCAGGGCCAAGGCCUCUUCACAACGGAGGAAUCCCUCUGGCACCGUGCAUCCGGCCAGAUCUUCACACGGGGCCCCGGCGCGUACAAGAUCCCCGGGUUCCGCGACAUCCCACAGGUGAUGAACGUGAGUCUGCUGAAAGACGUUGAGUGGAAGAACCUGCGUACCAUUCAGCGCUCGCGCGGCGUCGGCGAGCCGCCGCUUUUCAUGGGCAGCGCCGUUUUCUUCGCCAUCAGGGAUGCUUUGAAGGCCGCGAGGAAGCAGUACGGUGAGACACAGGUCCUCAGCCUCAGGUCCCCUGCUACGCCCGAGCGCAUCAGGAUCAGUUGUGCCGAUCCCAUCCUCAAGAGGUCGCUGGUAGAGCCGAAGGACGGCGAGAAGAGUUUCUUCAUCAGUAUCUGA
This is a messenger RNA of Exophiala aquamarina CBS 119918, 4080 nucleotides long. RefSeq names its product xanthine dehydrogenase. Bases 1 to 4080 code for a protein of 1359 amino acids. Gene Ontology annotation, molecular function: iron ion binding; molybdopterin cofactor binding; 2 iron, 2 sulfur cluster binding. The transcript has a single exon. Lineage: Eukaryota; Fungi; Ascomycota; Eurotiomycetes; Chaetothyriales; Herpotrichiellaceae. The record is from RefSeq and is a predicted model, not a curated record.